Messenger RNA from Pelagomonas calceolata, 1601 nucleotides. The record is from the annotation of a GenBank genome assembly. NCBI's taxonomy places the organism in Eukaryota, Pelagophyceae, Pelagomonadales, Pelagomonadaceae.
AUGCGUGUCUGGAAGGAACGCUUCGAGCUCCUCGACUCGACGAUCGCCCCGACGCAGACGCCGAUCGAAUUAGUGGACCAGUACCACGACACGCCGCGCCUGCGCGAGUCGCGCUCGUUUGAUGCUGAUGAGCAGUACUGGUAUAUUUCCUUCGACGUCGUCAUUUCCGUGCUCGUGUGCUGUGCAGCACUGCUGAUCUUCUACGGGGUAUACGUCUACACGCGGAAGCAUUGCUGGCGGUGCCAGCGCGCCGUCGAGGGCUCGGAACAGCGGCAGUGCUGCCAUACCGGUAAGGACGCGUCGCGGGCGCAACGCGUCGGAUUGGUGGUGUGGCUCGUCAUCGCUGUAGUAGUUUUCGCGGUGCUCACGGUCAUAACGCAACAGAAGCUUGACAACACGCUCCACAAUCUGCACGGCGGCGUGAACGACCUCGGCGACGCCUUCGAUGCCAUCGACGCGCAGACGGCGUCGCUCGACGACAUCGGCGCGCGGACCCUAGAAACGUCCCAGGAGAUCUUCUGCGUCGAUCUGUGUAGAAACCAAAUCUCAGGCGCCUCACGCCAUCGACGUGGCAACCUGACUCACUGGUUGAUUUCCACACAGGCGUCGACGACUCCUUCGAAAAACUCAUCAUGGACGCGGCCGAAGACUUCGCCGCCGCCGCGGCCGACGCCGCGGACAUCGCCGCCGACGCGGCCGCGGACGCGAACAAGUUGGGCUCCCGACUCAAGGGCCACGGCCGCUGGCUCGACCUCGCUUUACUGGUUUUGCUGGCGUUCGUGGUGCUCAUCCUGCCGUGCGCUGCCUACGGAGGAUUGACGAAGUCGCCGCGGCUCCUGGAACAUUGGGCGGCGCGCUGGGCCUGCUUCGUCGUCGCGUGUUUGGCCGUCCUCUUGGCGUUCGAGUUUGGCGUCCUCGUGAAGGUGUCGGACUUUUGCGUGGCGCCCGACGCGAACUUCCGCGACCUCGUGGACCGGCGCAUAGCCAUAUCUUCGGCCGACGCGGAGCUCGUCGAUUACUACGUGAGCUGCGGCGGCGCGAAUCCGCUGUUGGCGCCGCUGAACAAUAGUCUCGCGGAGAUCACGUUUCUGGAUGACGCCGCGGCGCUGGCGCUCGCCACGGGAGCGUGUGCACCGGCACAGUCGCUCGAGGAGCUGCGCGUGCUCAUGGUCGCGGCCGACGCGCAGCUCGAUUCCGUGCAGACGGCCGCGGCCUGCGACGCCGUCACGCCGAUCUAUCAGGACUUAGUCCACGAUACGCUGUGUCGCAAGUUCGUGCGGAGCCUGAACGCGAUGGGCGUUUCCCACGCCGUCGUCGGCGUCGCCCUGUACGUCUUCCUCUACGCGGCCAACUACGUCUCGGAGACGAUCCUGCUCGAAGCCGAACGGCGCGACAUCAAGGCCCAGGUGGGGUCGAGGAACCUCGAGGACGAUUUCAGGGCGUCGCGCGACGAAGAGCGAACGCGCGGCGAAGAAACCAAGGAGGACUUCUCCCGGCCGUCGCAGCACUACUUCUCAGGCUGGAGCGUCGGCGGGAGCGCGUGGACCGGGACCGACUCCGUAACGUAGAGGUGGUGACUCUGUUUUUGUACGUGUACAUGC